GGGCGGGGCGCCCGGGGCCGCCCCAUCACGUGUCGCCGCCGCCGCCGCCGCGCGCACCGGGGGGAGGCGGGAGCGGCGGGAGCGGCGGGAGCGGAGCAUGGCAGCGCUGGCGGCCGCCUCCCCCGGCGGGGACGAGUGUCUGGAGGAGGAUGAGGACGAGCUGGAGCCGGGGCUGGACGAGGCCGAGGCCGAGCCGGAGGGCGGGGGGCGGCGCGAAGGCGGCGGGGGCGGCCCGGGGGGCGCUCUGACCCGCAGGGGCAUCACCCUGAGGGUCCUGCUCCGAGACGGGCUCCUGGAGCCGGGCAGGGGCGUCCUGUCCAUCUACUACCUGGGCAAGAAGUUCGUGGGGGACCUGGGCUCGGACGGGACCAUCACCUGGCAGGAGACGGGGCAGGUGUUCAACUCGCCCAGCGCCUGGGCCACGCACUGCAAGCGCCUGGUGAACCCCGCCAAGAAGUCGGGCUGCGGCUGGGCGUCCGUGCGCUACAAGGGCCAGAAGCUGGACCAGUACAAGGCCGCGUGGCUGCGCAAGCACCAGCCCAACGUGCCACCCCCCGAGGAGGGCUUGGCCAGCGAGGGCGAGGAGGAGGAGCUGCCCGAGGAUGAGGAGGAGGAGGCGGCCAGGGAGGGUCGGGUGGCGCUGCCGGAGCCGGCAGCUCCCAAGAAGCCGGAGGAGAGGAGCAAGAAGCAGCAGGGCAAGGGCCUGGCGGAGCCGGCGGGGACGGAUGCCGGGAAAAGGCUGGAGGUGAAACCCCGCGUGCCCGUCCGCUACUGCACCCUGGGCACCCGCGACUCGGCCAGGAACCCCCAGACCCUGGUGGAGGUGACAUCCUUUGCCGCCAUCAACAAAUUCCAGCCCUUCAACGUGGCCAUCUCCAGCAACGUCCUGCUGCUCCUGGAUUUCCACAGCCACCUGACGCGGAGCGAAGUGGUGGGGUACCUGGGGGGGCGGUGGGACACCAACACCCAGCUGCUGACGGUGCUUCGAGCCUUCCCGUGCCGGACCCGCCUGGGCGACGCCGAAGCCGCGGGCGCUGUGGAGGAGGAGAUCUGCCAGAGCCUGUUCCUGCGGGGGCUGUCGCUGGUGGGGUGGUACCACAGCCACCCCUUCGGGCCCGCGCUGCCGUCCCUGCUCGACAUCGACGCGCAGAUGGAUUACCAGCUCAAGCUGCAGGGCAGCGGCAACGGCUUCCAGCCCUGCCUGGGGCUCAUCUGCGGGCCCUUCUACCACGGCAACCCCGGCGUGGAGUCCAAAAUCGCGCCCUUCUGGGUGAUGCCGCCGCCUGAGCAACGGCCCAACGACUACGGGAUCCCCAUGGAGGUGGAGGUCACCUACAUCCAGGACGGGUUCCUCACCAACGACGUCGUGCAGGAGAUGACGCUGCUGGUGGAGUUCUAUAAGGGAGCCCCCGACCUGGUGAAGUUCCAGGAGCUGUGGAGCCAGGACCAGACCUACCUGGACAAGCUGAAGGGCUCCCUGGCCUCCCGCACCCCCAAAGACCAGAGCUUCACCCACGUCCUGGAGCAGAUCUUCAGCCUCCUCAGGCUCAGCGGGUGAGGGCCCCGGGCCCCUCGACUCGGACCAGGCGCCUCCCGCAGCCCGGGCGGGGCUCGCAGCCCCGGGGCUCUCCCGGCCCCGGCUCGGGGCAGCUCCCGGAGCUCCCCGCGACCCCCCGGCCCCGCCCUGCCCCGGGGGCGGCCGUGCCGGGGGGGAUCCGUGGGUCAGUGGUUUGUGGAAGUGGUAGUUUGAUUAAAGAGCAGUUCCUGA
Messenger RNA from Passer domesticus (house sparrow), 1768 nucleotides. It is a transcript of the gene MPND, whose product is annotated as MPN domain containing. Lineage: Eukaryota; Metazoa; Chordata; Aves; Passeriformes; Passeridae. Gene Ontology annotation, molecular function: metallopeptidase activity; protein binding. The record is from RefSeq and is a predicted model, not a curated record.